Triticum urartu is the source of this 1855-nucleotide messenger RNA. RefSeq names its product F-box/FBD/LRR-repeat protein At1g13570-like. Gene Ontology annotation, molecular function: protein binding. NCBI's taxonomy places the organism in Eukaryota, Viridiplantae, Streptophyta, Magnoliopsida, Poales, Poaceae. The record is from RefSeq and is a predicted model, not a curated record.
CCCGCUCUGUACAUGGGCCGCCCAAAGUGCGCUCGGGAGGCGGAGGGAGUCGCAGACCACUUCGGUGUUUCCUCCGCUAAAUUCGAACCCUAGACACGACAUGGCCGCGGCGGCCGGCGGCGCGGCGGCGUAGGCAUCCGGCGUCCUGCGUUCGUUCCUUGCCCCUCUGGCCUCUGCGCUCCGUCCCGGCGGCAGCGUCCAAGGCCGCAGCGGGCGGGCGGCGCCGCCUUUCUCCGUUCUCCGGCGCUCCGUAGUUUAAUAUGGAUUCUGAAGCAACGAGUACCUGUAAAAAGGCGAGGGCGGAAGCUACAUCAGUUAUGGGCACAGACAGACUUAGCAGUCUACCUCCAGAGAUAAAGGGCGACAUCCUCUCACGUUUGAAUGUCGAAGAAGCAGUUAGGACUAGUACCUUAUCAAGUACUUGGAGGGAUGUAUGGACUGACAUGCCAGUGAUAUCUCUGUGCGAUGGAAAUCUUGCAAGAACCAAGUUCGUUACGUUAGUCGAUAUGGUGCUAUUACUCCACAAGGGAACAAUAGAGGAGUUUGAUAUUUCAGGUAACAAAAAUUACCAUGAUGAGUUCGGUAGGUGGAUGAUCAUGCUGUCAAGGAAAUCACCAAAAUCAGUUAUAAUCAAGUUGAACUCUGGGCCAAGGUAUAAGAUUCCCUCUUGCCUCUUUUCUAUGGGUGAUCUGGAGUAUCUGCACCUAGAAAACUGCAUCAUCAGCUUGCCCCGGGCAUUCCAAGGUUUCAAGAGCCUAACUGACCUCACCCUGAAAAUCUUCUCCACAGACAAGGAUAUCCAAAAUUUCAUCUCGUUCUGCCCCGCACUGACUGAUUUGAUAUUAAAUUCUUUUGAGGGCAUCAACCGUCUAAACAUUAAGGCUCCUAAACUGGAUUAUCUUAAUGUUGAAGGGGAUUUUGAGGACAUUAAGUUGGACGCACCUAAUCUGGAGGUGGCCUUUCUCUCUCUUGAUAAAGCGUAUCAAUCUGUUCCAAUUGCGCAUGACAAGGAAAGCUAUGUCAAGCAGUCAUUGGGAAGCCUAAGUGUCAUCGAAACACUUACAAUUAGUGGUUUUUUCCUGAAGUAUCUAUCAAAAGGAUGCAUACAUACGAAGCUCCCUGCCGUGUUUACUCACCUGGAGAGUAUUUUUCUUAUGAUAUGCUUGUGGGACCAGCGGCAAGUCUUGACUGCAUGUUCACUGUUUCAGAAUGCCCCUAACUUAAAGAAGCUUGAGAUGUGUAGUUUUCCUUGGAGCAUCCUUGGUCAGGAUGAGGAUCAGGUGGGCAUUCAAGGACUUGACCUGCAAUUGCAAAUGGACCAUCUCGUAACGGCCAGUGUGAACUAUUUCGGGGGUCUGGACUUCGAAGUUGAUUUCGUGGCAAAGCUACUAAGCUGGGCACCAGCUUUAGAAGAACUGAAGAUAGACUGGAAGGGUGAAAAGGACUGUAGCAUGGUUCUGGCCAAGCUAUUAGCUCUGCCGAGGGCGUCUACCAGGGCCAAGGUCAUUGUCACGUUUUGAUAAGCAUGCUCCGGCAACCGUUUGCCGAUGUAAUUUGCUGCUGGGUAGAACUAUCUUGGCUUUGUUUAUGUGAAUGUACAAUCUAGGACUAGCAUGUAGUGCAUUUUGUUGAGGAAAUUCGGUGGGAAUACUUGAUAUGGUGUUAGCAAUUGUUGUCCAUAUGAAACGCCUCAUUCCAUUCUGCAGCCCGGGCACACAAGCUGCCACUGCUGUUCCUCCAUGCACCGGGGACUCACACGCCGCAGCCCUUCCUCAACGGCGUCAGUUCAGGUCUUCAUGUUUUGUGCAUGUGUUCUGUGUAUGGUAAAUUCAUGGUUUUAGCAAAUAUGUGAACC